UUGAAAAGGGCAGAAGCAAGCGCUACACACGUCGCGGCAGCAUGUUUUGUUUUCUGGUGCUGACCUGUGUGCUCUGCAUGGGACAAGCUACAGGACAGAGAGAUGGUGAAAUUAUAAAUCAGAUUAAAAUGUCAAACCUUGCCCUGUGGGAGAUAAAAGAGCUUCUGAAACAAAUGAUUAAAGAGAUGGUAUUCCUCAAGAAUACAGUGAUGGAGUGUGAAGCCUGUGGGAUCCGAGGGGGGCUGGCUCGUCCUUCCUGUGUGCCCAACCCCUGCUACCCUGGGGCAAGGUGUAUGGAGAUGCCUCGAGGUCCAAGUUGCGGACCCUGUCCAGAUGGCAUGGAGGGUAAUGGCACCCACUGCACUGACGUGGAUGAGUGUUCUGUGGUGCCGUGCCACAUGGGUGUGCGGUGCAUCAACACCUCCCCAGGGUUCCGCUGUGGCUCUUGUCCUGCGGGACACACUGGACCUCAGCUACACGGCAUCGGCAUUGCUUACGCCGCUGCCAACAAGCAGGUGUGCAAGGACAUCAAUGAGUGCGACAGCCACACAAAUGGUGGUUGUGUAGAGAAUUCCAUCUGUAUGAACACUCCAGGCUCCUUCAGAUGUGGCCCCUGUAAUAAGGGCUACGUAGGAGACCAGCAACGCGGCUGCAAGCCUGAGAGGGCGUGUGGGCACGGCCAGCCGAGCCCGUGUCCCGCCAGCGCAGAGUGCAUCAUCCAUCGAGAUGGCAAGAUCGAAUGUCAAUGCGGAGUUGGUUGGGCUGGGAACGGUUUCCUGUGUGGACCGGACAUCGACAUCGAUGGUUUCCCAGACGAGAAGCUGGACUGUCCCGAGACGAACUGUGCCAAGGACAAUUGUCUCAGGGUGCCCAACUCUGGUCAAGAGGAUGCUGAUCGUGAUGGAAUUGGAGAUGCCUGUGAUGACGAUGCAGAUGGAGAUGGGAUCCCCAACACACAGGACAACUGUGUACUGGUGCCUAACGUGGACCAAAGGAACAUCGACGAAGACGACUUUGGCGAUGCUUGCGACAACUGCGGCGCUGUCAAAAAUAACGACCAAAAGGACACCGAUGUGGACAAAUAUGGUGAUGAAUGCGAUGAAGAUAUCGACGGGGAUGGGAUCCCCAAUUACCUGGAUAACUGCAAAAGAGUUCCCAAUGCUGACCAAAACGAUCGUGAUGGAGACAAAGUUGGAGACGCCUGUGAUAGCUGUCCCUAUGUUCCCAACCCAGACCAGUUGGAUGCGGACAACGACCUGAUCGGAGACCCUUGCGACACUAACAAAGACAGUGAUGGCGACGGUCACCAAGACUCUCGAGACAACUGCCCAGCCGUCAUCAACAGUUCCCAGCUGGACACCGACAAGGACGGCAUAGGAGAUGAAUGUGAUGACGACGACGAUGGCGAUGGCAUUCCGGACCUGCUGCCGCCAGGUCCUGAUAACUGUCGUUUAAUCCCGAAUCCCCUGCAGGAGGACUCUGACGGCAAUGGCAGAGGUAAUGUGUGUGAAACGGAUUUCGACAACGACACCAUCAUUGACACCAUCGACGUUUGCCCUGAAAAUGCCGAGGUCACACUCACCGACUUCAGGGAGUAUCAAACUGUGGUUUUAGAUCCAGAGGGUGACGCUCAGAUUGACCCCAACUGGGUGGUGCUGGACCAGGGCAGAGAGAUUGUCCAGACAAUGAAUAGUGAUCCUGGAUUGGCUGUUGGUUACACUGCUUUCAGUGGUGUCGAUUUCGAAGGGACGUUUCAUGUCAACACGGUGACAGACGACGACUAUGCAGGAUUUAUUUUCGGCUACCAGGACAGCUCUAGUUUUUACGUGGUCAUGUGGAAGCAGGUGGAGCAGAUCUACUGGCAGGCCAACCCAUUCAGAGCCGUGGCAGAACCCGGCAUCCAACUGAAGGCUGUCAAGUCCAACACAGGCCCUGGUGAGAACCUGCGGAAUGCCCUGUGGCACACUGGCGACACAAGUGAUCAGGUGAAACUGCUGUGGAAAGAUGCCCGCAAUGUUGGCUGGAAGGAUAAGACAUCUUAUCGCUGGUUCCUCCAGCACCGACCCGCUGAUGGAUACAUCAGGGUUCGCUUCUAUGAGGGUCCUCAGAUGGUAGCGGACACAGGUGUCAUAAUUGACGCCACCAUGAGGGGAGGUCGACUUGGAGUCUUCUGCUUCUCCCAGGAGAACAUAAUCUGGGCCAACCUGCGUUACCGCUGCAAUGACACUUUACCAGAAGACUUCGACACCUACCGUGUGCAGCAGGUUCAGCCGGUGGCCUGAAGAAAAUGAACAAGACCUGGGAAAAGCUCCACACACAAAACAGUCUCAGUCUGACAGUCUGAUGUAAACACAUCAGAAGAGGCCCAGCAGAUGAAAACAGAAGAGGAAAGUCAACAUAAGAUUUUGGUUUAGAAGUUGACCAUGUUUCAUUUUUAUUGUUGAAAAAUGCCACUAAAGAGUUAUAUGGGUUUUUGGUAAAUGACGCAUGAAGUAUGCAGUUAGUCAUCCUUGAUAAACCUGUUUUAUACUGCUGCAACCUUGUCAAUUCAUAUAAUGUCAAGUAUGCCAGUUAUUUGGUCAAACCUGCAGUUGUGGUCAGACGUUUAUAUAUACUCAUCAAGGGCAUAUAAUAUUAAUUGUCCUUUUAAUUACUUUUUAUUUAAACUGAGUGCGCCGAGUACUACUCCUACUACUAACUGAGUAUAUACUGCACAUACACCCCACUAUUGUCCCUAGCAAGGUGCACCUCAACAGAACUGACCUAUGCACAAACAUUUCACUAUUUAACUCUUCUUGGCAGAUUGGUAGUGUUCAUUUAAAGUGGAUGAUUUCCUGGCACAGACUCUGCAUUUUAGCAUCAUCUAGAAAUAAAAAAAAAAACAAUAGGCUCGAGGUCCA
Messenger RNA from Phycodurus eques (leafy seadragon), 2900 nucleotides. RefSeq names its product cartilage oligomeric matrix protein (gene comp). Lineage: Eukaryota; Metazoa; Chordata; Actinopteri; Syngnathiformes; Syngnathidae. Gene Ontology annotation, molecular function: calcium ion binding. The record is from RefSeq and is a predicted model, not a curated record. Bases 42 to 2282 code for a protein of 746 amino acids. Gene Ontology annotation, biological process: cell adhesion. Gene Ontology annotation, cellular component: extracellular region. The transcript has 19 exons.